AUGGAAUUUGUUGCAUUGCCCAACAAUAUAAUACAGAUCCGUGUCAAUGGUAAAAUUUUUACAAACUUCCAUAGUCCGGAUUUGAGUAAAAUUACUCAACUUUAUAUUUCUGGCAAAGACACACUUCAAAUUCUCUCUUUGACUUUGUAUCCAAAUGAUUUGAAGCCAACAAUUCAACCAAAGGCACCAGCAACGCCUCCUCCAAUUUGCCCCAACCCUAUCGUCUUAAACAACGUGGUUAGAAGAUUUUUACUUUAUACUAUUUUGCUUAAUUCAAGUACUUAUUUAAUUUCCCUCUCCCUCCAUUUUUUCAUUAAUGUAUAA
Messenger RNA from Meloidogyne enterolobii, 324 nucleotides. The record is from the annotation of a GenBank genome assembly. NCBI's taxonomy places the organism in Eukaryota, Metazoa, Nematoda, Chromadorea, Rhabditida, Meloidogynidae.